Molecule: messenger RNA, 2465 nt
Organism: Drosophila ananassae
Lineage: Eukaryota; Metazoa; Arthropoda; Insecta; Diptera; Drosophilidae
Product: serine/arginine repetitive matrix protein 2
Exons: 2
Coding region: 196-2280 (694 amino acids)
Source: RefSeq, a predicted model, not a curated record
GAGAACCGAGAACCAAAGUUGCCUGGGUUUUCGGUUCUAGAUCUAUGAAUAAAUUAUUAAAUCCCCCAUUUUGGAAUUGUUUUGAACGUUUUCUAAAUAAAAAAAAUCCACUUACAUGGUUGCCACGCAUCUUUCAAACGCGCAAUCCCUUUGGCCGAACUUCAUUGGAAAGACCAAAAUUAUCUGCCCCCCCAAAUGAAUCGUGUGUUGUGUCCAUCGCGACGUCCAUUGAGCGAUGUCUUCCAUGGCGACCCCUUCAAAAUUCAAUCGUAUAACUUCCGGUAUGCCGACAAGCCCGUCUACCACGUCCAGCACUACCAGCGACCACCGAUUGUGUCGCCUCCUGUGGCGCCACCGCCCGCCAGGAAACCCUCCUUCGAGACAUUCUACCUCAAUCCGAAGUUUAAUCGGGAUUCGGAGUAUACGCCGGUGAAUAGGCCACCGCCGACCAGUUCGUUUAGCGAGUACCGACGCCGGCGAUUCCUGCAGGACUUCAAGGCUGUGCCCUCGCAUACGAUGCGGCCACCCUUGAUUACCAUGCCGGAUCGCCAGCGCAGUGUUCCGGUGGCACCGCAGCCCCGACGUCCACCCGUUUCGCCCACUGUUACGGAUUCGCCUCUCCUGAGGACCUGCUGUUCGCGCGGCGAGUACCAGACCAUGCGACGUGGCCAGAGCACUUGCUCGCUAAGGACCUGCCACAGCAAUGGCGGCGGCGGUUGUCUGGUCGGGAAUACUAGGAGCGCCUCCGCCACCACCUUCGAUCGCGGCUCCAACGUCCAGCUGCAGAACAAGCGGAGUGCUUGCAGCGGCUGCGCCAUCAACAUAAACAUCUGCAGCCUCGACCCGGAGUCGGAGGCGGACAACAAUGUGAGCAUCAAGAUCGAGACGGAUGCCUGCCUCCUCAACAACAAGGACAUGGCCAGCUCGAAGUCGGGCAACAAUCGCUCGGGUAGUGCUGCAUCCCGAGCCACCGGCACAUCCUUCGGCAUUGACAAGCGCCUGUCCAAGUUCAACGUCAGCGAGACCAAGCCCCGGACCAGUCCGGACUGGGUGCGGCGUCAACGGCAACGGGAAGUGGAAACAAAGAGGGAGCAGGAGUUGGCUCGAGAGCGUCAACACCAGGAGAAUCUGAAACUAGAGAGAGAGCGGGAGCUCGAACAGGAGCGGGCGUUCAUAAGGCGCCGGGAGCAGGAGCGAGAGCAUCUCCGUCAGCUGGAGCGGCAGCGGGAACGGGAUCAUCUUUUGGCCCUGGAGGCGGAGCGAGAGCGGCAGCGUCUGAGGGAACUGGAAAGGGAGACGCAGCGGCAAAGGGAGUACGAUCGGCUGGUGGAACUCCAGGAGCAACUGCGUAGUCAGCACGAAUUGCCACCGAUGCGGGUGAUGUCCACGACUCUCCCGGGUGUUCCAUCGCCUUCUCGUGUUCCCAUGACCUCCCACUUGUAUACACGGACCUCGGAUGAUCGUUUGCCCGGAAUGAUGGCCUUUUGUGAUGUGCCCUCACGUCGGGAGGCGAGAAGAGUGCUUCCGGUGCGCCAUCAGGCCGCUGCUAUUCCGCUACCACCGCCACCCGGCUGGACAUCCACGCCCAUUCGUUCUGCUUCACGGUCGUCCGUCGGACGGACUCCCGUGAACAGCUCUCGGAGUGGCACUCCUGUAAGGAAUAGCAAUCGUACUCCAACGCCUGUACGGAAUAGCAGUCGAACUCCAACUCCCACCAGAAAUGUACCUCCUACCCGGACUUCCACGCCCAUUCGGAAUCCCACUCCCAGAAAUCCACUGGUUAGCCGAAAUCACACCCCUACUCGGCAAAUCGGAAACUCCUCCCGUAAUCCCACGCCCACCCGGAGUGGCACUCCCUUGAGGAAUUCCAGUCGAUCUGUAACUCCCUUACGGACUGACACUCCUGAUCGCUUCUCCAGUCGGAAUUCGGGGCACCUGCAACGCAGUAGCUCCGGCACCUCCAAUGGCAAUGUCCAUGUGUCCAUGGCGACCACUCGGAUCGUGUCCAAUAGCCGCUUGAGCGAAUCAAAGCAAAUAAAUGGAAAUCCUGCGAUUCUGACCCGGCUAAACAAUGUCCCCAUACGGAUAACUACUUCGCGCUCUAGGGAUCGGGAUCUGGAGUUCUCCAUGAAUCAUGUCACGAUGGGGGAGCCACCGGCGGCGAUGCCACAACCCAUAACAGUGUUCCGGCGGCGCAGUUCCAGCAGUCAGUCUGGACAGGAUGCCUGCCAGGUGAACAUCAACGUGUAUGCCGACAAUCUGCGUAGGAUGCGGAUCUGAAGAUGCGAAACUUGUGGAGUUCCACGAAUGACUCUGCCCGGACAGAUUUAUUCCGGCCCUAAGCUGGAGUAGAACUGUCCUGGCAGUCAUUUGCGUAAUUCCAUAAUUCCUCUAAGUUUUUUUGAAUUUUAAGUGUUUUUAAAAAUAACUAAAUCCUAAAAAUAAAGAAAGUAAAUUCUUAAAGA